Molecule: messenger RNA, 466 nt
Organism: Lutra lutra (Eurasian river otter)
Lineage: Eukaryota; Metazoa; Chordata; Mammalia; Carnivora; Mustelidae
Product: transcription and mRNA export factor ENY2-like
Exons: 2
Coding region: 55-360 (101 amino acids)
Biological process (GO): positive regulation of DNA-templated transcription; regulation of transcription by RNA polymerase II; poly(A)+ mRNA export from nucleus
Cellular component (GO): nuclear pore; DUBm complex; SAGA complex
Molecular function (GO): chromatin binding; transcription coactivator activity
Source: RefSeq, a predicted model, not a curated record
CGUCAGCGCAAGGGUCAUUUCGUCGCUGGGAAGGGACGGCCCUCGCCCGCGGUGAUGGUGGUUAGCAAGAUGAACAAAGAUGCGCAGAUGAGAGCAGCGAUUAACCAAAAGUUGAUAGAAACCGGAGAAAGAGAACGCCUCAAAGAGUUGCUGAGAGCUAAAUUAAUUAAAUGUGGCUGGAAGGACCAGUUGAAGGCACACUGUAAAGAGGUAAUUAAAGAAAAAGGACUAGAACACGUUACUGUUGAUGACUUGGUGGCUGAAAUCACACCAAAAGGCAGAGCCCUGGUACCUGACAGUGUAAAGAAGGAGCUCCUACAAAGAAUAAGAACAUUCCUUGCUCAGCAUGCCAGCCUUUAAGAUUGAAUUAGAUUGUGUUGUUUUGUGGUUUUAUUUCUGAAAGUAAAAACUUGCCAUAAAUUAGGAAUCGAUUUCCCAAAAUAAAAUCCUUUUUUGUAUGAUGGUA